This is a messenger RNA of Gamsiella multidivaricata, 1114 nucleotides long. RefSeq lists its product as uncharacterized. The record is from RefSeq and is a predicted model, not a curated record. NCBI's taxonomy places the organism in Eukaryota, Fungi, Mortierellomycota, Mortierellomycetes, Mortierellales, Mortierellaceae. Bases 318 to 998 code for a protein of 226 amino acids. The transcript is spliced from 3 exons.
AGCAGCCGUUGAAGCAAUUAACAACAUUCCCGCACAGACACCAUGACCCUGGAACACUGCAUUGCCAAAAGUUAUCGAUCGCAUCCUCUUAGGGGUGCUUGCUUGCCUCAGCAGCAGCAGCUCUUUUGUCAUCGUUCUGCACUCAUGCUAAAAAUGCCCUAAAGGGAUUGGUUUUAGGCCGUCACGCCUUCGGCGGUUGAUCACCUUCUCAUUCCCAACUCGACAGAACCCAUCGCUUCCACCUUUUUCAAACUAACCCCAGACAAAACAACAGCAACCCCACCUUCAAGAUACCAAGCAAGCAAGCAAACAAACACAUGAAGUCCAUAUACACAUCCAUCACAGCAUUAUCUGCCGCCUUUUUCCUGGCCCUAACGCUCUCAAGCGGCGGCGUACAAGGUGGAUCCAUCCUCUCACAUUUCGCAUACCCCGCACGCAACGACCCAAACCAUCAUCUCGACCCUAAUCACAACCCUGCUGGCGCUUCAAUGGUAUCACACCUUGAAUGGAACUCCCAAAUAGGUAACACCCAGCAAUCUCGCCAAGGCAGCGACCGCGGUCAGUUCCAGCCCUACGCCAAUUUCGCCCUCCAAGCCGAGCAACAGCAACCGCAAUUCGGUACCGUCACCGCUGAGAACAACAUCGCCAGCGGAAGUGGAGGUGGGCCAGGAUGCAGGACCAGGGAUCGAGUGUACCUACCAGAUAUGCAAUCCUUCUUGAUCAAGAGUCCAUUAACUUAUCAGGAGGCCCUCCAGGCGUGUGUGGCCUGUGGAUCGGAGCUGGCCUUGGUCGAUGGCACGAAUGUUGAUCGAUUCAGGGAGGCGUUUAGCUCUUUAGGGUUGUUUUCGGAUCAGAGAUUGUGGAUCAAGAGCUGGUUCGGUGAACAGGUCCAGAGUCAGGGUGCUUGCCCUGCAGUGUUGGUCAACGGGCUGAUGGGUAACCGUCUUGAAUCCACUCAAGACGAUUGCCAGGCACGGUUCUAUGCCCUUUGCUAUUAAGCAAUGCAAAUAUGAUCCUUUUGACGCGUCUGCAUCGCUUCUUUCCAGCGAACUAUUCAUUAACCAGCAUCCCAAAUAAACGCACAUUUCUUGAUAUGACAGCAAAAGGAAUACGG